AAUAAAAUAUUAAAUAAAAAAAGUAAAGGUGGGAAAGGUUUGGGGAAAGGAGGCGCCAAGCGGCACCGUAAAGUCCUGCGCGAUAACAUCCAGGGCAUCACCAAGCCCGCGAUCCGGCGUCUGGCGCGCCGCGGCGGCGUGAAGCGAAUCUCCGGCCUGAUCUACGAGGAGACCCGCGGGGUGCUGAAGGUCUUCCUGGAGAACGUGAUCCGGGACGCGGUCACCUACACCGAGCACGCCAAGAGGAAGACCGUGACCGCCAUGGAUGUGGUGUACGCACUCAAGCGCCAGGGACGAACCCUGUACGGCUUCGGUGGAUAAACGCGCCCGGACUUCCUUAAAAACUCUAAAACCCCAAAGGCUCUUUUAAGAGCCGCCCACCAUCCUGUAGAAGAGCAAAGAUCCAAAACCUUCUGAUUUAAUCAAACCUUCUGUUCUUAUCAAACCCUCUGAUUUAAUCAAACUCUCUGAUUUUAGUAAAAUCUUCUGUUUUUAUUCA
This is a messenger RNA of Trichomycterus rosablanca, 499 nucleotides long. RefSeq lists its product as uncharacterized. The transcript has a single exon. Lineage: Eukaryota; Metazoa; Chordata; Actinopteri; Siluriformes; Trichomycteridae. Gene Ontology annotation, biological process: nucleosome assembly. Gene Ontology annotation, molecular function: protein heterodimerization activity; DNA binding; structural constituent of chromatin. The record is from RefSeq and is a predicted model, not a curated record. The annotation marks the transcript as partial. Gene Ontology annotation, cellular component: nucleosome.